Cladocopium goreaui is the source of this 2121-nucleotide messenger RNA. NCBI's taxonomy places the organism in Eukaryota, Dinophyceae, Suessiales, Symbiodiniaceae. The record is from the annotation of a GenBank genome assembly.
AUGGAGCCCCGAUGGGCCAAGGAGACCUGCAGGGAGCUCCUGUGUUGCAACCGGUGCCACUUUCGAUGUCCAGGAGCACAAGUGUCCAGCCCAAAUGAAGAGCAGGCGGCUGUCAAUUUUCUGGAUGGAUCGUGCCUGGAGAAAGUGUCCGAGCCGGUGCCCAUCUCACCUGUGCAGAAGAAGAGAAACGGCUGGUCCUUUGUGCAGCUUUUGGACCAGCGGUUGCUUUGUCCACACCUUUUCUCUUGGACCUCACUUGUAGAUGCUGUGCAAGCGCGCACAGCCUGCACAUGUUGGCACAGACUGUCUGCAGAACAAAGAUGGCUGGAGCUGUGUGUGCUCAAUGGUGGGGUGGUGAGACAGCAGCGCUUGAAAUUGUGGAGGCAGCUGACUGCAGUUGAAGCCCUUGAAGCCGGCUGGUGCCGGAAGCUGGGCGUCCAAAGCUCGGAAGACGCCUUCAAUGCCCUCCUUCAGCAGCCGCUGUCCCAAUCGAAGAUCUCAGAAAUUGAACGCGAUGUUCAUCGGACAUAUCCAACCCACGAACGUUUCUGUGGAGAGGAAGGUGCCGUGGGUCGACGUGAGCUGUCGCAGGUAUUGCAGGCAGUUGUCGUGGCAGAGCCCAACGUCGGCUACUGCCAGGGCAUGAACUUUGUGGCAGCUACCCUGUUGAUACAUGCAGAUUCCAUUCAGGAGGCUUUUUGGCUGCUCCUCGCGCUAUUGGAAGGAUAUCACUUCCGCUACGUGUUUGCUCCAGGGGUUCCACUGGUGCCGCUGCGGGUUUCCCAGUUCUCCGGCUUGGUGCAAAGAAACCUGCCACAUCUCUGGCGACACUUGCGGGAGGAUGGACAUAGCUUGGAAAUAUUCGCACAUCAAUGUGUGUUGACGCUUUUCUCCUACAGCUUGGGGCCCGACUUGCUGGCGCAUGUUUACGACGUCUUCUUCCUGCUGGGAUGGAAGGCGGUUUUUCGGAUAGGUGUCAGCCUACUGGCAACCUUGGAAGAUCAGUUGUUGAACAUGGACCUUGAAGAUAUCUCUCACUAUUUGCAUCAGUGCAAGCGACAUUUGAAACUUGGGUCUGGCCCUGUUGCCAUUCGAACCUUGCUGCGCUUCGAGGUUUCGUCAAGCAGCCUGGAAGAGUUGGAGUCUGCCUUCCAACUUGAGCGCUUCAAGGCUCCGGAAAUCAGAUGUGGAUCCUGGUCAGAGUCAUCCACUCUGAAUUUGGAUUUGUUAGCCUCUGAGCCUCAGCCAAGGUACAAUAGCUCAGAAGCGUACAGCUCCAUUACUUCUGCCUUGAAAGCAGGAUUUAGCAUGGUUGAUACAGCGUUGGACUACCACAAUCAGGAUGGUGUCGGCAAGGCUAUUGCAGAUUCUGGUCACCCUCGCGAAUCGAUUUUUGUUGAAACCAAAGUGCCUGGCUGCGGCUUGGAUCCGUCCAUGAAAAACGUGUUUGAUUGCUAUGCUGGCACCAAGAAAGACCUCGAAACUGAUUUGAAGUUGCUGAAUCUCUCUUAUGUGGACCUGGUGAUUGUGCACUUUCCACCCAUUUCCUCAAUGAUCACACGGUCUUGCAACAACUGGUCUGGAGGGUGCCAGAUGGUCAGGGCCCAGUGGAAGGCAAUGACCGAAUUUUACACCGAGGGCAAGGCCCGAGCCAUUGGCGUGUCGAACUACUGCCCCAGCUGCUACCAGUGCCUGGAGGCCAUGGACAACUUGACGAUGCCCAUGGUCAACCAGGUGCAGUUUCACUUGGGCAUGGGCACCGAUCCGAGCGGCUUUGUCUCCUACCACAGAGCCAAGGGUAUCCAGCUGCAAGCAUAUUCAGUCUUGGCGAAUUCCGUGACCCACCACGCUAGUUCAGAGAUCGUCAGCGGGAACCUCACCACCAGCAUUGGAAAGGCUCACAACAAAUCUGCGGUGCAGGUGGCCCUGAAGUGGGUUGUCUCCCAAGGCAUUCCAGCAGUCACGAAGUCAUCCAAUUUCGAUCAUUUGCAGCAAGACCUGGACCUUUUCUCCUGGAAUUUCACGGCCCAGGAGAAGCAACUGCUGGACGCACAUUCUACGCCAAAAGGAUCCCCAUCUUUCGCUUGUGCACGUGGUGAAGCGGCCGAGGUCCUCGUUUGA